AUGUCUUUAUCCGGGAUCCCGUCGAUGCGUCCAGAAUGGAACCUCGGUACACAAGCUAUUACCGACAAUAACGAUAUCUCGCUCUCCCCACACCUCCACUCCUCAUCCCCCCUCGGGCAUUACCGCAGUUACACCCCACCAAAAGAAACGGGUUUCGCCAUAUGGGUUCACGACGUGGCUGCAUCGAAUAAGCAGAUCAUGGAAUUGGAGAUCAACCGCCCUUCGAGCUGGGGGCUGCAGGACCGAGGUAUCAAGAAGCUGUAA
This is a messenger RNA of Pleurotus ostreatus (oyster mushroom), 264 nucleotides long. RefSeq lists its product as uncharacterized. The transcript is spliced from 2 exons. The coding region runs from base 1 to 264 and encodes 87 amino acids. Lineage: Eukaryota; Fungi; Basidiomycota; Agaricomycetes; Agaricales; Pleurotaceae. The record is from RefSeq and is a predicted model, not a curated record.